Owenia fusiformis is the source of this 890-nucleotide messenger RNA. The record is from the annotation of a GenBank genome assembly. Lineage: Eukaryota; Metazoa; Annelida; Polychaeta; Sabellida; Oweniidae.
UCAAAUCGACUCAUCAUUUCAACCAAGCAUAAUAUGACAAUCACCAGCCCAUGUGCCAAAGCUUCAAAAAUAUUUCAAAAGCAUUCAUCUGUAUUUCCAAAUACACGAACAGUAAAGAGGCUUGCCGUGCAGACGAAGAGUGAUUAAAAUGGUAUCAUCCAAGAUUUCUCAGGCGAUAUGGCUUGCAUUUCUUAUCAUUGGAGUAACAAAUGCUGAUAUUUCUGGAAAACCGAUUUUGAUAAAUGAACUGAACGCAGCUCAACCACCGUCCGAAACUCUGGAAUACGUAGAACUUUACAAUACAAGCCCAAUGGACAUUGUCAUGGACAACUACACAUUAAUAUUUCAUAAUGGAGAAACAGGAGGACUACCAUACAGAACCAUAGAGCUGGAUGGCUAUUGUAUAAGUGGUCUGGGCUACUUUGUAAUUGGCUCUAAAUCCAUGACCAACCCAAAAGCAAACAUCGAGUUCCCCCCACCUAGCAAUAAUAUACAAAAUGCAGAUUCUACGUAUCCUGAUGGUGUCGGCUUAUACUAUGGAGACACUUCAAAUACAGCAAAUAUAGUUGACUUCAUUGCAUACAGCAUCUACGCCUCUCAAACCGAUGCUGGUCCUUUUUACCCGGAUUACCUCCCUCAAAAUGCCAUUGCUAUCGAAGACCCUGCAUAUGGUGCAGAUGACGAGUCACUAAAUAGAUGUAAUGGCAAUGCGGUGAGGGACAUGACACAGUUCGAAACGAGACACCUAAGCCCUGGUACAGUGAACCUUUGUGAUGGGAGCCUUUCUCCAAUCAGUGUCCCGCCGAUGGCCUCUGAGAAGCUGAACAACUGUGACGUUAAUGCAGAAUGUUCUACUGGUUUGGAUGGAAGUGCUAAUUGUACUUGCAAAU